CUAGGUCGGCCACUAACUGGGCAGCCUGCUGGACCAUCGCUUCUGAGGCCACCAGGGGACUAAAUAUAGAGAUCAAAGUACCAUGCAGAAAGGAGGGGGCUUGCUGUAGAAUUAAGUCUCUCAUUCCUGCUGAGAAUUUGCCCAUAUCAAGACCAUCAAAUGUGUCUUCAUAAAUUGCUUUCCUUAUGCCCAGUUCACGGAUAUAAUUUUGAAGGUCCUCCAUGGAGGACACACAUCCCUGUAUGUAGAGGUGUAUCAGAUUUAUCCGCCAUACCAUACGGCAGGUCGCCAUUAACCAUUCUAUUAUAGAAUGGUUUUUAUUAAGAUAUUGAACACCCGCAUAUAACCUCUGCCUGAGGGCAGGAUGGUCAGUCAUGGUAGCCAACUUGGUACUUCCGGGCCAUUCACCAUCACAGUUUCUGCCCCAGAAUCCCACAGUCUUAAUAACCAGGCUGGCACACUUCCUCUAGGCUUCUGCUGAAAUCACAGAACUAAAUCUAUCAAUUCUGUUGCCAUGUAUGGUCGGGCUGUUGCACACAACUGAUCAGGUGGCACCCCAGCCAGUCUAUCCUGUACUGUCUCAGUUUUCUGAGUUAUAACAGGACGGAUCUCUAGUGGAUCACUUGCAGUCGGAGCGUCGAGAUCUGAUUUAGAAUUUCUAUUUUCCUGAUCAACAAAGUCAGUUGAUUCAGGAGUCUGGUCAUUGUCUACUGAACUGUUGCGAACUUGACCUACUGGACGAUGCAGAAUUGGUUUCUUCCCUGUUAAUAUGCCAAGUUCUUGCUCUACCUUUUUCAUACGGUCUCUCAAAAGUUGGUUUUCAUUUUCUAAAGUAUUAUUCCUCAUUUCAGUGUGAUUUAAAGCAUUUAAUAGUGGUCAUGCCACUGUGGAGGCAGCUAAUUGUCAUUCUUUCGUGAUUAGUAGAUCUUUACUAAGUCCCUGAAAGUAGUCUGCCAUGCGAUAUGGGGAGAUAUUUCCGAUAACGCAUAGGGGACCCCACGGUUUGCCUCAGGUGGUCAAACAGAGGUACAGGCUGUGAUUCAGCAGUUCCCACACAGUGGUCAAACACUGGAACAAAUUAUCUACAGAGGCCAGACCGUAUGCAGCUGAAGGGGCUGUUACACAGGAGCCCUGAGGGGCGCUCAAGGAGCCUGUGAGUGGCUGUUGUGGUUUCGUGAUUUUUGUUGACGGUAUUCCACAUCAGGACAUCACGUGGACCAGUGGGAGAUAACGAGUUAACGUUCCGUUUCCGUUUCCUGCCUUCUGUGUGCUCUUUGAGUACCCUGAUGGGUGGGGAAGGGGCGGCAUGCCGGAGGACCUGGCAGGCAGAGGCAGUGGGGUGGAGCUUCGGACAGGACCCGGAGCGGCUGCCUCUCUCCGUGUGGCCCGGCUCAGCCGCCUCGGCUCGCCGCGGAGGAAGCACGUGCUUUCUCUCGCGCUAUCGUGGUUUGACUCUCAUUUUUUGAUACUCUUGUCUCUCUCGUUUUGUUCGAAUUAGUUAAAUUCAGUAAAUUACCCUUCCUCCUCAGAUCGCUGCAGUUGUGUUUUCUCUGUUAUCGGCUAGCUCUUUGUCCUUCCCCCUUUCCCGGAACGCACGUAGCCCGGUCUCGUCCGAGUCGCGGCAAACCGUACUGCCCCUUUCUUUUCUCACCUAUUCUCGGGGCCUGUGCCCCCUGUCUCGGACUUAUAUCUAAGAAUAGCACCAAAACGCAUGGGCUUUGGGAGCCUGCAGUGAAAGUGAUGGUGUGCUCAUCACAGGUUCAGGCUGCAUAUUAGGAAAAUCAUCUUUAUCACAAGGGUGGUCAACCACUGGAACAAGUUAUCUACAGAGGCCAGACUGUAUGCAGCUGAAGGUGCUGCUACACACUUGGGCUUCCUAAUCUUCACUGUCAGACCUAUUGCUUCCAGCUUGGCUCCAUCCAGUGACCCUCUAGCAGAGUGGACUUCAGAGCACCAGAGGUUGACGGAGCUGUGAACCAAAAGCAGCUUGAUAUCAGCUGUACCGGACAAGAGGCCUGCUCCCUGUGUGGCAUUCCAGUACUAGGAAGUGUAUUGUGAGCUUUUGGUCAUUACUAACUUAUCUCGUUUAAAAAACACCAUGUUCAAAUCAAGUACCACAUUAGCCACUGUUAACCUUUCCUAACAAAAUUUUACUUCAGUUCCUCGUUAUUUGCCUGGCAAAAUUUCAGAGAUUAAUUUUGGUUCACUGGAAGGUACGUCUCUCAUUCGCUGUCUCAUUUUUCCAGGUAUCAUCUUUGGGAAUCAAUAUUUCACCAUGUCCUCCAGUUCCAAAUGAGCUUCCAGGGAUGAUGUAUUUGGAACUUAAGUUGGGUGACACAGGACGAGCAGAGCAUCCACAGGCCCGGUCGCCAGUCUUCUUUUUGAGCUGGUCCGGGGGGUUCGGGUCUGCCUUGCAAAGGGAGACGCGGGGAGCUCAGUCCGGCCACGUGCCUCAGAACAGGGCCGAUGCCGGGGCCACGGCGGCCCAGGGCGGCUGAGAGGGGCCGCGCUGGGUGGGGCCGAAGGGUGGGGCUGGGGCAUUGUGACAUCACAGUGCAUCACAGUGCGGGGCUGGUAUUGAGGCCGUGAGCAGGCAGCCAAGCUCCACUUUGGCCUGGGCCAGCGGUGAGUACAGCAGCAGGGGGAGGGCUGUGCUGGGCCGGGCGCAAACGCCGGCCCGCGAGGGCUUUGGGAGCCUGCAGAGACAGCAGCGAGCACUCAGGGAGCCUGCGAGCAGCUCUGCGGGCAGUCACCUCCUGCCUCCCAGCUCCCUCACCCCCGCUCCUACCUGACCCCAGGGGCUGUGGCUCCUGGCCCCGCUCCCCCAGCCGUGCGCGAGCUCCCACCCAGCCCCACUGACCUCCCCUCUCUCCCCUCUUCCAGAUCAUGGCUUUGGCGUUUGUCUUCGCCUUGUUGGCGCAUGGAAUACCAUUUCUUGGUGAUUGUUUGGAUGCGGACACGCAUGAGCACGCGCAGCAGUAUGAGGCGUAUCUGCAAGAGCAGAUGACAAAGCUGCUGCUGGAGACAGAAGAGAAGAACGCGGAGGAGAGCAGGAUGGGGGUGCAAGGCUCGUACUUCUCUGCACUGCAGUCCUGGAAAGUGUGGGCCUUGGCUGUACUGCUGCUUUUCCUGCUCUUCCGCUUCAUCCGCAACUGGUACAGGGGAAGGCAAGCAGCAGAGUUGUCCCAACAGCUGUUUGACCUUUGGAACGAAUGCGACAGGGAGAUGAGGGAGCCGGUGUGCCACGGAGACCCCCGUGAUGUCACCUACGUGAGCAGGUUUUACUCCGAGUUCUCCAUUUGGCCGCUGAAGUCCCGGAGAAGCAAGUGCAAGGUGGUGGAGGAGCUGGUUGAUGAACUUCUGAGCGUCUGUCACACAGUUGCCCAGGGUUACUUCAUGCCACGGCUGCAGCCAGCCGUUGGGGUGGGCGUUGGCUUUGAAGGCAGGGGUCCUGAGGGGUGCUACACUGUCUACCGCAUGCUCGUGCCCCUGAAGGCACCCCCGGGCCACGUCUUCCAGUUGGAGAUGGGCCCCAGAAAGAGGAUAGGGGUGAGGAACUCCCGCAUCCGCGUGGAGCGCCAGUGCAUGUGCCAAAGGGAGCAGCACAUGCCACACCUGAAGUGCUUCCUCCACCGCCCUGAGGACCAGCUGACAGAGCAGAUGCCCAGCCUGCUGCAAACCCUCUGCAACGAGUCCUACCUGGAAAUGGAGAAAACCGCAACCUGGUUCCAGGUACUCGUGACAGAAGCCUGGGAGGCUAUGCCUCAGUCGGCCACAAUGAACCUCGAGUUGCUGCCCUCCAACCGACACUGCAAGCUCAAGCUGACCACCGCCACCGGCCAAGUCCUCUGGAUUGAGCUCAUUCUUGGCAUACAGCAGGACUCGGAAACGUUCCUGACCUUUGAGUAGGCGGGGGCCGUCGUUAUCAGCAGCACGAGGUGGCCGCAGAGACGCGCUGCUGCAGAGAUGCACUCCUCCACACAACAGCCAGGCAUGCCUGGCACAUCGGAUUCCAUCGCAAGCAUCCGCAGCUCCGCGUCCCUGUUCUGGAAGGUGGCUACAAAACGACUGACGCCCUACCUGCCACCUGCCGCAGAGCUGAGCAUGCUGGACGUGUAGAGAACGCUGCUCAGCAAGCGGGUGGAAGCUCUCUCCAAAGGAAAACCACACCUGAGGGAGCCACACCCCACGCAGUUGAAGAGGCCACUGCAUGGACGCCUGAAGCAGACUCCCGUUAACAGCUGGGCAGGGACCAGCCCGCCUCUCCCUGAGCGUCCAUUUGUUCUGCAAGCCUCGGCUUCUACAAAAAUGGGAGAAACGCUGUGUCCCUGAGCGUCCUGCUCAAGGAGAUGCCCCCACAGCCAGCUCCCAGGGCUGUGGUGAGACAGCUUUACAAUCACAGAAUCACAAAGGCUGCAAGAGACCUCCAGAUCAUCCAGUCCAACCUGCCACACACCACCACUGUUUCCCACCAUUCCCGCAGAAACCCAGGUAACACUCCCCGCCGUUCGCUGUACCUCUGGCAAAGGGCAUACCAUGUUGUGACACAAGCUCCCAGGGGAGCUGAACCCUUCGCUGACUCUCCUCAUCCAGCCCUGUCCUUGUUGAAGCCUCUCUGCAACUCAUUUUCCUGCAUGCCCAAUCCCAGGACACACUCCAAACUAUUCAGCAUGCACAGCAAUGCACGUUUGCACUGAUAAAUCGUGGCACCACAGAAGUCACUCGGCAGAGAUGGUGCUUCAGACAGUGCCAUUCUCCCACAUUUUGCACGAGGUAAAUCUGGGUGUGAGAGGGUACAUUUUUAACCUGUCUUUUCUUCACAGGGAACAGCGACUGAGUCCCCGAUUGCUGAUGAAAAGAGGACUACAAUGAAGCUCUGCCUCCAUCUCAGCGGGAAGAAGCACAACAGCAGCAGCCCUUAGUGGGAUGCAGGUAUCCAGGAAUGGUAGCUAACCGAUGCAGAUAAAACAUACGGCUGAGGAAACAA
Messenger RNA from Lagopus muta (rock ptarmigan), 4987 nucleotides. Its product is annotated as inositol 1,4,5-trisphosphate receptor-interacting protein-like 1. The transcript has a single exon. Bases 2887 to 3909 code for a protein of 340 amino acids. NCBI's taxonomy places the organism in Eukaryota, Metazoa, Chordata, Aves, Galliformes, Phasianidae. Gene Ontology annotation, cellular component: membrane. The record is from RefSeq and is a predicted model, not a curated record.